Molecule: messenger RNA, 4914 nt
Organism: Gorilla gorilla gorilla (western lowland gorilla)
Lineage: Eukaryota; Metazoa; Chordata; Mammalia; Primates; Hominidae
Gene: LHFPL4
Product: LHFPL tetraspan subfamily member 4
Exons: 5
Coding region: 240-1076 (278 amino acids)
Biological process (GO): sensory perception of sound; gamma-aminobutyric acid receptor clustering
Cellular component (GO): postsynaptic membrane; plasma membrane; inhibitory synapse
Molecular function (GO): GABA receptor binding
Source: RefSeq, a predicted model, not a curated record
GCGCCUCGGCGCGGGAGCGCGCCCCGGGGAGAACCCGAGCAAGAUGGAGGCCGCGCAGAGGCCGCCGCCUGGGCCGAGGCAGCCGCUGCUGGGAGCGCCGAGCCGCGGCGCCUAGGCCGUGCCAGUCCCGGAUCCGCUGCCCCCGGCCGUGCCCAGCUCCCGCCCGGCAGCCCGGCGCUCCGUCCCGGGCCGGCGGCCCCCGCCAGCCGCCGCCGCCGCCGGCCCCGCCUCCGGGCAUCAUGCUGCCCUCGCAGGAGGCCUCCAAGCUCUACCACGAGCACUACAUGCGGAACUCGCGGGCCAUCGGCGUGCUGUGGGCCAUCUUCACCAUCUGCUUCGCCAUCAUCAACGUGGUGGUCUUCAUCCAGCCCUACUGGGUGGGCGACAGCGUGAGCACCCCCAAGCCUGGCUACUUCGGCCUCUUCCACUACUGCGUGGGCAGCGGGCUGGCGGGCCGCGAGCUCACCUGCCGGGGCUCCUUCACCGACUUCAGCACCAUCCCGUCCAGCGCCUUCAAGGCGGCCGCCUUCUUCGUGCUGCUCUCCAUGGUGCUGAUCCUCGGCUGCAUCACCUGCUUUGCGCUUUUCUUCUUCUGCAACACGGCUACGGUCUACAAGAUCUGCGCCUGGAUGCAGCUCUUGGCAGCUCUGUGCCUCGUCCUGGGCUGCAUGAUCUUUCCUGACGGCUGGGAUGCCGAGACCAUCCGGGACAUGUGUGGGGCCAAGACGGGGAAGUACUCCCUGGGGGACUGUUCGGUGCGCUGGGCAUACAUCCUGGCCAUCAUCGGCAUCCUCAAUGCCCUCAUCCUCUCCUUCCUCGCCUUCGUGCUGGGCAACCGGCAAACAGACCUGCUGCAGGAGGAGCUCAAGCCGGAGAACAAAGAGACGAGGUUUCCCCAUGUUGCCCAGGCUGGUCUUGAACUCCUGGCUUCAAGCAAUCCUUCCGCCUUGGCCUCCCAAAGUGCUGAGAUUACAGAUUUUGUGGGCUCUACAGUAAGCUCUGUGUUGCGGCCCGGGGGUGAUGUCUCUGGAUGGGGAGUCCUUCCCUGCCCCGUGGCUCACUCACAGGGACCCUGAAAGGCCAGGAUCACAGCCCAGUAAUUGGCCUGACCUCAGCUUGUCCUGCCUUCUGCCCUCUCGUCACUCCAUUCAAGCUCUGAGGGAAGACCCUGAUCUCAGACUUACUUCUCACCGACUACCCUGCAAGCACCAGGCUUUGAGGAGAGGAAAGCCUGGAUGUGGCCUGGGGGAGAGGAGAGGCCCUCCAAACCUUGGGAGGGUCUAAUUCUUGCUCCUCCCUCAAUUCGACCUAAGGGAGCCUGCAUCUGCCUAGGCCCUUGGGCUUCUCCUCUCCUCUCUAGACUGGCCUGGAGGUCCCUGCAGAUCCCCAAGGAGAGCGGAGCUGUAGUUCCAGCUCCCCAGGCCGCCUCAGUCUGGAGGGCUGCCGCCUGGCUGUAUCCGCACCUCUUCUGGUCCCUGCCUCUUCAAGAAAUUUAUUCUAGAUACUGCUCCAGGGUGGGCUGGACUCUUUCCUACUUUUUUUUUUUUUUUGGCUGAUGUUGGUUCCACCACAUCUGCCACAAAGCUCCAGGUGCCACCAGUCUCCCCUGGGACCUCCUCUGCUCCAUUCCAGCCUGCUCCCAGCUCGCCCUGAGGGGGAGCUGCACCGAGGGAUGCACAGGGCCCUGCUGUCAGCUGCAGACCGGGGCCCUGAUCAGCCCAGAGUCAGAAAAGACUUUCAGGCUCUGGAGGUAGCGGGAGGGGGUACGUGGCCUCGGCAGUUGGAGCUUAGAAGCUGCUCAGCCUGGGCUGGCCUGGCCUCCUCUUCCUCUCUGCUGGAACAUCUCACCGAUGACUGAGCCCUUGACCUUGGCCUCUUUUGCCCAGGCCUCCUCUCUGCUGGGAUGUCUCACCAAUGACUGGACCCUUGACCCUGGCCUGUUUUGUACAGCACAGACUUCUUGGCCCUGUUGUCAGGGUUGGGGGUGUGGAGGGGACCCCAGAGGUGGGGAGUUGGGGGAUGCAUUACCCCUUCUGCCCCUUUUCAUGCCCUCCACACCCCAGGCAUCUACCAAGGGCAGAGACUGUCUUGUCUCUUUGAUACUUUUCUGCAUAACUUGAUCUUGCAGUCAUCUCUGAACAGGGUACCCCUGUCCCCCUUCCUAGGCCUUGUUACCCUGUCCCAGCCUCUUCCUCCUCCUGGCCCACCUCUCGCCUUGCGAUAUGCCCAGGGUCUGCACCUAUGGGCAGUGCUUGGAGCCGAGGCAUGAGUGUAUGUGUAUGUGGGUGAAAUGUGUGUGCGUGUGUGUGCGCGUGUGAGCGUGUGUGUGUGUGUGUUGGGGGACAGGUGAGAAGUUUCUCCCCCCUCCACCCACUGUGGGGGCGUCUCCCUUCCCCUUGGCAGGGAGCAGGUGAGGGAGACUCCUGGUAUUUUUUGAACACCCGUCAUUCCCCUGUGGGUCUGGCGGCAGAGCCAUCUCUCCCGGGGAGCCUCCCUGCCCUGGGGCCUGGACAGCUCCCUCAGCACUAGCUGCUGGUGCGGACCGGCUUCGUCCAGCGCCCCCUCCUGGCGGCCUGGACCUGCAGGGAAGGGGCGGUGCCCUGCAGGAUGCUAGGGGAAGCCGCCUCGGGCCUCGGCGGAGGGGAGAGGGUCGCUUGAGCGCCAUGUGUUUGCCAACCUUGUGUUCAUUUCCACAGGACUUGGACCUGAGAGUUAGGGUUUCCAAGAAAGACCCUAGAAGUCCCCUGCCUGUCUCCCCACUCUGGACCCUAGCCGGAAUCAGAUGUUGGGACCUAGUGGGUUCCUGCCACCUGUAACUUACCAAGUCCCGACUUCACUCCUCCACUUACUCCUCCCGGGCAAAGCCUCCCCGCAGUGCUCUGGUCCGUCCCAGCGCUGGGCUCCCCUUCCCCGCCGGCGCCUUCCCGGGCAGUCCAGUCGGCCUGGGGUAGGGGCGCUGCGGGACAGAGGGUCCGAGUUAAAUGCGGGAGGGUGCGGGAGCCCCGUGGGAGGGAGUUGGGGUGGGAGGGAGUUCCUCAAAGAUGCAAACCAAAGCCCAGCGUUGGAGGGGGAGAGCAGAGUUAGGAGAGAGUGAGGGGAGGGGCGCAGCAAGCGACUGGGAAUGGGAGAAGACACUGGGGUGAGGAGAAGAGGGGUGCAGAGACAGGGAGAUGAGAGAUGAUUGGAGAAGGAGCGAGGGGGACGGACAGGCACAGAGAGAGACAGCGCGAGGAGGAGAGAUCGAGAGAGACGGGGCAGAGGUGGAGAGAGAUGAGAGACCAGCUGAGAGGCUGCCCGAGAGCUUGGGGUGGGGGAGGGGAAAUGGAUGAAAAGGCGGAAAAAGGACUCGGGAGCGGGGAAGAGGUAAAUGGAGAUGUGGGUUGGGGGCAAGAAUGGGAUGCAGAGGAAGGAGAGGAGGAUGAAGGAGCCAGGAUGCGGGGCAGUGGGGAGGGGGUUGCUGUCUGGGCAGUGGGUGAGGGGAGAGCUUGUUCCCCCAAGGACGCCUGCCACCAGGUGUCCUUGCCACACCUUGUUCCCCAAGGACACCCACCAAACCUGUGCCCUGGUGCGGGGGAUAGAACUGACCUUUCAGAGGCUGGAGGCCCAGGGCACAGGCAGCCAAGGCCGCAUCCUUUUGGGGAGAACUGGAGUGAAGGAAGCCACUUCAGAGCACGUAGUGGGUCCAGCUGACUUAGGAGUGGGUCAGCGCCGGGUAGAGAGGAGGGAGGCUAGUUCCCUGGUGGGGUAGCCUGGCAACAUUCCCAUUCCACCGCACCUGGCCAGCUGCCAUCUUGGCAGAGCCAGGGGGAGAUGCACCAGGGAGUUUGGGGUCAGGAAGGCAGAGUUGUGUGGGCUGAAGUCUGCGGGAACCCCAGGGUGACACAGGCAAGGGGUAGAAGUCAGAGUGGGGACCAAACCAUAGACUGGGGCCCCGGGUUCUGCAGAGGUGUGGAUGGGGCAGGUGGCAGGUGCUCCAGUGGGGGCCCCAGGUGAGGCCCUGAUGGCUCUCCUGGGGCAAUAAAGACAUCAUGGGAAGGGGGCUUUGUGGUUUGCCUCUGCUCUCGUCGGGCGAUCUGGCUUUAGCCUUCAGGAGGAGGUAAGCAGAGGAGAUCAGUGCCUGUUUCUGACCCCAGGAGGGCCUUGUUGGGCUCCAACCUAGAGCCUUCCGGCUUCAGGUCCCAAGAGAAGUCCCCCCCUAACUGUGACCCCCCUAACUGUGAUCAGGGGUCUGCCAUUGCCCGCUUUUCUCUGCCUGAUCUGGGGACUCAGGAGAGGCCACGGCAGCCACAGCCUAGGGGUGGUUCAGUCCCUGGCCCACAGUGCUGGUCAGUUGAGUCCUUCUGGGAACUGGGGCUAUGAAAACUUUUGUCUUUGGGGACCGGUACCCAUGAAGGAAAACUUUCCUGAGGGGGUGAGGACCAAAGAAUCAAGAUCCUUUUCAGGCCUGAUAGCCAAGAUGAUGAGAACUUUUAGAUAAGGCUGUGGGGAGAGUCCCUGGCCUUUUGAGCAUCCUGCUUGGGCACACGGGGAAUAACCUUUCUCCAGCUUCCAGUGUGAACUGAGAAAGGGAAACCCUGUCUUUGGAGAAGCUGGGAUCUUCCCAGCACCAGAAACUUCUGCAGGCCCCUGCCUGGCCCACGGCUAACCUUUGGGUGGGACUGGAGUUUCCUGAACAGGGAACAAGGAAGCCUUCCGCAGAGCUCUGACGGGCAGGCCUCCGAGGGCCUGUGCUGUGUGCUGUUAGGAUAGCUUGGUGUUGUCUACACCCCAUUAGUAAGUUUUGUCUGAGUGUGUCCUCGCUGUUCAUUGUCUAAUUUGGUAACAUUUAUUUUGGUCCUGACCCCUUCUGCUGCUGCUGGGUUUAAGCUUCAGUGCAGGUGGAAUGACAUUCAAAUAAAGAAACACUUUCUAUCA